CAUUCGCAGCCGUUCGCUCGUGCCUUUUCUCCGUCGGUUGAGUUGGUAUCUGACGUCGCGAAGAAUCGAAUCGUCUGGGCUUCGCGUGGAUCUGCAUGAACGGUUUAUCCGGAGUGUUUUUCUCGGUUACGUGACAUAUGAUCUAAAUAUACAUUCUACCAUGGUGCAGAGUAGCAGCGGUGGCCGAAUUAUUUACAUUUUUAAUGGAUCAAACUGCUCAUAUUUAUUCCGUCGUGUCACGUUUAGUGAUAAUAGUGAAAUCUCUGUGAAACACUCAAUUUGUGGAUCGAUAAUAUCGAUGCAUGCGGAAUACGUUGAUGAAUAAUUUUUCACGCAAACAGCUGACAGUCAUUGAAAAACCAUUUCAAAGUGCUCAUCAGUUAUCAGGCCUAGAGAUAAGACUCGUCGUUAUUAUUUACACAAGUCCCGUACGAGAGUAAAUAAGGGUGGUAAACGACGCGUUCCUGGGAACCGCAACGGUCGUGCGACGUUCAACCCUUCUCGCCUUAGUCCGAUGGAGUACGCACAGAUCAAGGAAAUGCCAGUGGUCAACGAGCCCCAUUGUCAUCGUUGCUUCACACGUCAACGGGUGAGUCAACCGGAUGUUUUGAGGGGAAAGUACGGUGAGGACUGGAUGAGCUUGACCCCCGCUAGCCGUCGCUGGAACCGCUGAGGUUGACUUCCGUUCGCGGGCGUGAGUGCGAGUGCGUCUGUUUGAGCUGCAAGUAAACAAGGCUAGGCGUAUAUAUGUUUCCGAAAAAAACGGUUAUAACCGUUGCACGUUGAUCGUGAUAAAGUAAGAAAUCAUAAUUUUCGGAAGACGCACCCACCCGCUAUCGGCAUAUUCAAGGGAACAAUGAGUAAAGUAGUGGAAUGCAUCAAAUGUAUUUGCGGCUGCAACAAAUUGACUAGAGAGCGAAUCAAAGAAAUUCUUUAUAAGAAAAUACACGGUUUUCUAAGCGACGAAGCAGCAGUCGAAAUGUUUCAAAAAUUCAUUCCAAGUGAAUCACGAACGCACAAGCAUAUUGCUAUCGUCAACCAGGCGAAACAAUAUCAAGAUAUAGAGAUAGAUUUUGAGUCCGAUGAAUGGGAGGAAUUCGUUGAAGAUCUGGAGGAACAUCUAGAGGAUGAGCUUAAAGAGAAUCCCGACACCCAAGCUGCUCUUGAAAAAGUUAUAUUCGAGUACAGUAAAAAGAUAGAAACAUCAACUGACUACAAGAACUUUACUCGUAAUCUAAAAGAUAAAUAUAAGACGAGAUUUAAACAACAAGUCAGAGAAUUCGAUACCCAGCGUGAUAGCCCAUGUGGACAAAUUGUCCAAAGAGGAAGAGGAAGAUCCGCUGACGGAAACCACUUCAUCAUCUGCAAGUUGUCGUAGCGUGCAAUGACCCAAAGGGAA
Molecule: messenger RNA, 1399 nt
Organism: Toxorhynchites rutilus septentrionalis
Lineage: Eukaryota; Metazoa; Arthropoda; Insecta; Diptera; Culicidae
Exons: 5
Coding region: 857-1378 (173 amino acids)
Source: RefSeq, a predicted model, not a curated record